Molecule: messenger RNA, 317 nt
Organism: Staurois parvus
Lineage: Eukaryota; Metazoa; Chordata; Amphibia; Anura; Ranidae
Source: the annotation of a GenBank genome assembly
GGGAGACCAGAUAUAGUGAAUGCAGGGUCCGUAGAGAGCGGAUAUAGUGAAUGCAGGGUCUGGGGGGACUAGAUAUAGUGAAUGCAGGGUCCGUAGAGAGCGGAUAUAGUGAAUGCAGGGUCCGGGGGGACCAGAUAUAGUGAAUGCAGGGUCCGGAGAGAGCGGAUAUAGUGAAUGCAGGGUCCGGAGAGAGCGGAUAUAGUGAAUGCAGGGGUCCGGGGAGAGCGGAUAUAGUGAAUGCAGGGUCCGAGGAGAGCGGAUAUAGUGAAUGCAGGGGUCCGGGGAGAGCGGAUAUAGUGAAUGCAGGGUCCGGGGAG